AUGAGAGAAAAGCAUGGUAGCAUGUCUAGUGUCCAAUCAGAUUUGAGUACAAUGUGUGAAGUGAUAAUUAUGUAUGGUGUGCCUGAUGCUAUUAAUGGAGCUAUUGUUUUGUCUCGUAGCAAUAUAUCAUCGACUACUUAUUACUAUGGAACAAUUAGAGUCUAUCAUAAUGGAUGGGGUAACAUAUGUGAUGACUACUAUUAUAAUUCAGCUGAAGCUAAUGUCAUUUGUCAUCAGUUAAUGGGAUAUACUGGAGCUUCAAGCUACUCUAGAGCUGGUCGUGUCAGUUAUGGUACAGACUAUCUUUUUAUGAAAUGGGAUGAUGUUAACUGUGCCAGUAGCAGCUAUUUAUCUAUUGCUCAAUGUACCUACUCUACUUACAUUGACAGUGGUUGUGUUAACAGUAACAGUUAUGAUGCUACUGUAUACUGCUAUACUACAAGAAUUUGGAACAGUAAUCUAUAUGCUGGUAUGGCAUGUCUUCAAGAUGGAGCUUAUUCUAAUGAAGGACGUGUUGAGGUUUAUUGUAAUGGACAGUGGGGGACAAUAUGCAGUGAUGGGUUUGACUCAAAUAAUGCUAACACUAUCUGCAAGCAGCUGGGAUAUGAUGCAUCAUUCAGUUUUAAUAAUUUUUCAUUGCAUGAGAAUUCUAUUAAUUCAACAGUAUGGAGUCGCUCUGUUCCUAAUUUACCCACUGAUGUAUGCUUUUCUGUAACUGGUACUUGUCCAGUUUCCUUGGUGUCAAAUUGUAAAAAUGCAGUUGCAGUCAAAUGUGGUGAAGAGUCUACGUUGACAAGACAAACUGUGACUGCUUCAACUUGCAGUCAAUACUAUUCUGAAGCUGCUGCUGGAACUAUUAUUCUAUCUCAUAAUAAUGUGUCUUCAACCACUUAUUACUAUGGAACAAUUAGAGUCUAUUAUAAUGGAUGGGGUAACAUUUGUGAUGACUACAAUUAUAAUUCAGCCGAAGCUAAUGUCAUUUGUCAUCAGUUGGGAUACACUGGAGCUUCAAGCUUCUCUAGAGCUGGAUUAACAAGUUAUGGUACAGAUUAUCUUUCUAUGAAAUGGGAUGAUGUUAACUGUGCCAGUAGCAGCUAUUUAUCUAUUGCUCAAUGUACCUACUCUACUUACAUUGACUAUGGUUGUGUUAAUAGCAACAGUUAUGAUGCUACUGUAUACUGCUAUACCACUAGAAUCUGGAACAGUAAUCUAUAUGAUGGUAUGGUACGUCUUCAAGAUGGGGAUUAUACUAAUGAAGGACGUGUUGAGGUUUAUUGUAAUGGACAAUGGGGGACAAUAUGCAGUGAUGGGUUUGACUCUACUGAUGCCAACACUAUCUGCAAGCAACUGGGAUACGAUUCAUUCUCAUUCUUCCAUCUUUCAUUUGAUUCAAAUGACAGUUUGCCUUUUUGGGCUUCUAACAUGUAUAGUACAGCAAAUGAUUUGUGUUUUAAAGAGCACAACAAUUGUCCCAACACUUCAGUGACUAGUUGCUCCUACUCUAAUAGUAUAUCACUCAAGUGCUCUGACACUUCUACACACAAUAACCUAAAUAUACAGCAAAAUACAUGUGCUAAUCUUCCUG
This is a messenger RNA of Amphimedon queenslandica, 1585 nucleotides long. RefSeq names its product neurotrypsin-like. The annotation marks the transcript as partial. Lineage: Eukaryota; Metazoa; Porifera; Demospongiae; Haplosclerida; Niphatidae. The transcript is spliced from 11 exons. The record is from RefSeq and is a predicted model, not a curated record. Gene Ontology annotation, cellular component: membrane.